This is a messenger RNA of Hydractinia symbiolongicarpus, 492 nucleotides long. RefSeq lists its product as uncharacterized. The record is from RefSeq and is a predicted model, not a curated record. NCBI's taxonomy places the organism in Eukaryota, Metazoa, Cnidaria, Hydrozoa, Anthoathecata, Hydractiniidae. The coding region runs from base 1 to 492 and encodes 163 amino acids. The transcript has 3 exons.
AUGGCAAAGAAACCUAUAUCAGAGAACUGGACGCGCGAGAGUUCUAUGCCUUCAUCGUAUAAUCCGAAUAAACCGGCCAAAUAUGGUUUGUUAUACAAGUCAUUGAAUGAUGCGCGGAUUCUAUUUACAUAUCAGAUACUACCUUAUUGUGGCAAACCGGAUGAAGGAGAUGGCCCUUAUUACCUUUCGGCUACAGAUUACGUGAAAAAUGAGGUAAAGGAUCCAAAAUCUAGAGGGGAGUUUCAAAGUACAAUACAUUGGGAAAAAGAAAAGGGGGAUAUUGCAUUGUGUACCUACACAAUAGAGGGCAAGUCUAAAGGGAAGAAAAAUGUCCUUGUUCUGUCCACAAUGAGGCCAAUCAUGGGAAUUACUCGAGAUGACGAAAAGCACAAACCGUCCAUCAUAAAAUUUUAUGACUUUACUAAGGGUGGGACUGAUAUUAUAGAUCAGAAAAUCUCUAAACACAGCUGCAAAUCAGUUACCAAUAAAUGA